AUGGCUCCAAACCAUGGCUGCUCGUCCACUUCAGACAGGGGCCUCCACAUGAUGACGUGGAUUCACCUUGGCAACGCUCGGGAAGUGGAGUCCUGGGUGAAUCGGGGCCUUAGCGUUGCAAAGGACUGGAGCUGUUCUGAGCAUAGAGUGCACAUCAUGGUCCCCGAAGAUGCUGGCAUCGCGCAUCUGUAUGCAGCUCGGCAUGCGCGCACUCCCGGAAGUCUGGAGUGGCUGAUCUAUGGCCUGGAUAGGAGCUCGCAACUAGAGAGGGGAGGCAAGUUGGAUUCGGCCAUCCACCUGCUGGGCCCUAAAGAUGCUCCGCCAGAGGCGGGGGUUUUGGUGCCCGUGUUCUUGGCGAAGCACGAAGAGAAGACGGGAGAGAAGCAGCAGGAGGUGCCCCUAAAACAGCUGUCAACCAAAAUCAAACUUGGCAGCCAAUUGACAAGCGGCCCCGAGCGGCAGAUUGGCGCGUCCCCACUGCUCGAGAGCAGCCCCGAGCUCUUAGCUAAGGAUUCGGAUGAUGAUCGCGAAGGAGAUGACUGCCUCCGCAACGGUGCUUCUUGUCAAGAAGAAACUCCUCAGGCUGUUGAAGAAGUUUCCCAGCACGUGGACGACGCAAGGAAUCCAUGGACGUAG
Molecule: messenger RNA, 636 nt
Organism: Klebsormidium nitens
Lineage: Eukaryota; Viridiplantae; Streptophyta; Klebsormidiophyceae; Klebsormidiales; Klebsormidiaceae
Source: the annotation of a GenBank genome assembly